AUGUGGGCUACGACAUUACGACAGGCGUCGGCGGCUAGGUCAAAGGCCGCGGGAGGGCUGAGCCUCCAGCACGCGUAUCGGAAAGCUGUGAGGGCGACGAGACACCCGGAGACACGACGAGAAACGCUCGACUGGCUGCGUGCCGAUCUUGAGCGGCUACGCUUCGAGACGGACCUUGAGAAACUCAAGUCAAAUCUUUCGUCAUUCAACAAGAAUCUCAAAAUCAUGGUGCCUUCCCUCGGCCUCGGUGGUCUCACGCCAGACAGCGGUGCGAAGCUCAUCGGCCAACGCCGGAGAUAA
Messenger RNA from Trichosporon asahii var. asahii CBS 2479, 300 nucleotides. RefSeq lists its product as uncharacterized. Lineage: Eukaryota; Fungi; Basidiomycota; Tremellomycetes; Trichosporonales; Trichosporonaceae. The transcript has 3 exons. The record is from RefSeq and is a predicted model, not a curated record. The coding region runs from base 1 to 300 and encodes 99 amino acids.